UUCUAAUAAAAAGAUUUUAGCAGUUUCUUUUGACAAAUGGAUCCCAUCAUUUUAUAAUAAUUAAGUGUACAAUGUUUCCUAAUUGAAGCUUAUUUAAUGUCUGUUGGCCGGCCAGUGAAAAAGAAAUAAUACAAAACCAUGGAGAUUUCUUUGUAAUUGAGUCAUCUUAGCUCAUUCAUGGCUGUUGGAAUUUUGACAAUCUUCUUCUCUAGCACACUCUGCUUGUUCCUUCUUUGGAAGCUCACCAAGUUGAUUGAUAAAGUAUGGUGGAGUCCGAGACGUAUACAAAGACUGCUGAGUUCACAGGGAGUAAAAGGCCUUUCUUACAGCUUUCCUCAUGGGAACACGAAAGUGAUCUCAGCAAUGAGAAGCCAGUCGAUGGGGUAUCCCAUGGGAAUUUCACAUGAUAUGUUUCCGAGGAUUCAGCCACAUGUCUACUUAUGGACAAAGAUGUACGGAAGAAACUUUAUUAAUUGGCAUGGUCCAGAAGCUCAGUUGUUUGUGACAGAGCCCGAUCUUAUCAAGGAAAUACUGAAUAACAAAGAAGAUGCUUAUCCGAAAAUGGAGAUGCAAGGAUAUGCCAAGAAGUUGUUGGGGGAUGCAAUGAUAACAAAUGAAGGUGAAAAAUGGGCAAAGAUAAGAAAACUAGCCAACCAUACUUUUCACGCGAAUAGCUUGAAAGGCAUGAUUCCAGAAAUGAGUACUAGUGUGGAGAUUAUGCUAGAGAGGUGGCGUGAUUAUGAAGGUAAUGAAAUAGAUGUGCACAAGGAAUUUGGCGCAUUAACAACUGAAGUUAUUUCAAGGACGGCCUUUGGGAGUAGUUUUUCUGAUGGGAAACACAUAUUUGAGAUGGUAGCAAAACUGACAGCUAUUACUGUUAGAAAUAUAUACAGGACUCGACUGCCAGGCCUCAGCCAAAUCAUUAGGACAGAAGAUGAGACCCAAGCUGAGAAACUUAAAGAAGGAAUCAAGAAUUCAAUUCUAGACCUCGUAGGUAAAAGAGAUCAGAAGGUGAAGAACGGAGAAGCUGAAGACUAUGGAAGUGAUUAUCUUGGACAACUUGUGAAAAUCUGUCAUGAUUCUGAUGCAAACAAGAGGAUUACUGUGGCACAAAUGGUGGACGAGAUCAGGGCGUUGUAUGGUGCUGGUCAUCUAACAACGACAAAUUUACUUUCAUGGACCGUUUUUCUUCUGGCAGUCGACACAGAUUGGCAGGAUAAAGCUAGGAAGGAAGUGUUCCAACACUUUGGCCAGGAAAAUCCAUCAUCUGAUGGCAUUGCAAGGCUUAAAUCCAUGAACAUGAUUAUAAACGAGUCACUCAGACUCUAUCCACCCGUGCUUACUGUGACAAGAGCAGUUAAAAAGGAAGUUAAAUUAGGAAGCCUCACUCUUCCUCCUAAUCUCAGCAUUUUCAUUUCCAUACUGGCUCUUCAUCACGAUCCUCAGAUAUGGGGCAAAGAUGUUCAUCUCUUCAAACCAGAAAGAUUUUCUGAAGGGGUGGCUAAAGCGACAAAUAACAAUGCUGCAGCAUUCAUUCCCUUCGGUAUGGGGCCUCGGACUUGUGUGGGACUGAACUUCACAACAAAUGAAUCAAAGAUUGCACUUUCAAUGAUCCUGAAGAGGUACAAGUUCUCACUGUCCCCAAACAAUGUUCACCACCCUGCUGAUAUAUUCAUCCUCACCCCGAAAAAUGGAGUUAAAGUGAUACUUCAAAAACUGUAACUCUUUGCAGAAGAAACUACUUAUGCAACUCUGAAGUUGUUUGUUUGAUCAAUAUGUAAAUAGGAUUAAGGUUACAUUGUAAGCAAUGACUGUGAAAUAAAUAAUAAUGUCAUUGUACAUUA
Messenger RNA from Daucus carota subsp. sativus, 1844 nucleotides. Its product is annotated as cytochrome P450 CYP749A22. Gene Ontology annotation, molecular function: iron ion binding; monooxygenase activity; heme binding. The record is from RefSeq and is a predicted model, not a curated record. The transcript is spliced from 5 exons. The coding region runs from base 178 to 1722 and encodes 514 amino acids. NCBI's taxonomy places the organism in Eukaryota, Viridiplantae, Streptophyta, Magnoliopsida, Apiales, Apiaceae.